AUGACACUUCGACGACGAUCAGGUGUAGAGGUGAAGCGGGAGUACGCCGAGGAGUGCCAGCAGUUGUGGCAACCUCGCGUCGAGACGCGACAAACGCCCGCCGAAGUGAUUUAUAGAAUCUUGGGCUUUCUUUUUGCCCAAGCUGUGGAGGAGGAUGGGUGAGUGAUACCGUGAGACGAUGUAGUCGAACAUGUGAAUUAACGGUGGUCUGUGACCGCGCGCAGGCCCGAUUACUCAGAUCGUCUCCUCUGUCUCACCGUGUCGCGUCAAUGGUUCCGCAUGGUCCGUUGACAUGAAGAAGCAAACAGGCCGUCCCUCUUUCGGAACUCUGCAUAACUAACCACGAUUUCGAGUCUCUUAAGACCAUUUCACUCCUGUACAGAGAUGUCUACUUGACGUCAUAUCUGCAAGUAGACGCGUUCGUCAAUGCAUACACAAGUCUAGGAACCGCGCUCGCCCCCGUGGUGCACAGUCUCCGACUAACGGCAAUGAGCCGGUUUGCGCCCGCUCUGAAGCGGAUCCUCUGCCAAUGCCCCUCGAUCCGGAAGCUUGAGCUUCCAGAAAUCUGCUCCAGUGAAGUUUGGCGGGUCCUUUACGAUGCGCUCCACUCUCGGCCUCCUCGCCAGUUCUAUCUCCACCACUUCGACGGCCCCUGCAUCGGCGGACCGCAAGGUCUCGCGAUUCAAAGUGCCCUCGGCUCCGAGUUGCAGAGCUUGACGCUCUCGAGGAUCGACUUGGUCAAGCGUGAAUCCAUCGAGCAGCUGCACUCGAUUUGGCGCAUGAACACCCAAGCGGUGAGUCAGCUGGACUAUGAGCUGAGUGUGACCUGUGCUGAUCUUUUCGAUAACACCGGGACAGCCUUCGGUUAGGACCCAUCUAGUCACAGGGGGCCUGCGCGAAUUGACGCUUCGGUCGGGCAAAGUCUCGGUCUUGUUCUUCGGGAUGCUUCAGGGCGGCUGCCCGAACCUCAGAAAGUAAGUAAGCCCGAUGAAAACAAUGUUAUUUCAACGACUGAAGUUUAGCUGUGAGCAUCAUCCAGGCUUGCAGUGGGCCCCGGGGUGGCAAUUGUCCCCAGUGGCGACGGAAACAAAGACAGUUUUAGCCUGCCUCAAUUCGUCGAAAGCCUCAACGAUGGCUUGCUCGAACUCGAGUGGUUGGUCGACUCGCCCGUAUUUGAGGGAUCGUUUGAUACUCUUCUUGGACAUCUGACGAACUUGAGAAGGCUGACAAUGCACCUUCGGUAUUUUACGUCAGUAGCUCGAUGUUUAGGCAUUAGUAUCCGUGUCCGCCUCGCAUGUGCCAGUACUUACCUAAUAUCAAGCUUAUACACAGGACCAACAUUUCACGCGGCUUGAGUGCAAGUACUCUCGAUCAUCUUGCGCUGCACCCCGAUCCACAAUGCUUGGGUGGCAUCAAGGCCCCUGCGCUAAUCGCCAAAUCGAACGCAGUCGUACAACUGAUGGGUAAGAUUGCCAACAAAGGCUGGGCGCAAUCAGUUGACUGGGAUUAUGAGGAAGGACCCGAUGCUACUGUGAAGUACGAGGUGGUGAAAAGGAUGUUGGCGAAUGCCGAAGCGGCCGGAGUCAGCGGGCAGGAGCUUGACUUACCGGUUUUCUAA
Microbotryum saponariae is the source of this 1618-nucleotide messenger RNA. Lineage: Eukaryota; Fungi; Basidiomycota; Microbotryomycetes; Microbotryales; Microbotryaceae. The record is from the annotation of a GenBank genome assembly.